Molecule: messenger RNA, 987 nt
Organism: Triticum urartu
Lineage: Eukaryota; Viridiplantae; Streptophyta; Magnoliopsida; Poales; Poaceae
Source: RefSeq, a predicted model, not a curated record
AGGGGAGUGGAAGGGGAAGGGGAAGGGGAGGGAUGGGACAGGGGGAGAACCGGAGAAGAACUGGGUACGUACCCCCAGGAUUUAUACCGGGAGGCGGGCGCGAUCAUCAGCCCCAGCAAUCCCGAACCCCAGAUCGGCACUUUCGCCGCGAUGAAGUUCUCCGGCCCCCGGUGCGGCUCCGGCAAGCCCAAGCGCAAGCGCAAGCCCUCCUCCGUGCGGCGCUCGCUGGAGUACCCCUGCGUGUCGCGGCUCCGUCGCCGCCGCCUCCUCGCCUUCCUCUCGCGCCACGGCUUCAGCUCCACCUUCCAAGCGCUGCUCCAGGAGACGGCCGUGUUCUUCAGCGUGGAGCGCCUGCAGCGCCUGGCGAGGCAGGGCCGUUGGGACGACGCCAUCAAGUACGUCGUCCGCUUCGUGCCCAAGGUCGACGCCAUGCUCGGCGAGGAGGGGAGGCUCCUCUUCAGCUUCGUCAAUCUGCACAAGACCAUCCACUCCAUCUCCAUCCGCACGCCGCACGGCGCCAUUAUGACCGAGUUUUACGAGCGCGACCUCAGCAAGUAUCCCAACGCCCCCUCCGGCGCCGUCAGGCGCACCCGCUUGCUCUCGGCCUUCCACCGCAACGAGAGGCUCAGGGCCGCCAUCGACUGGCAGCUCGUGAGGAACAGGGCUGCGGAGAUCGCCAAGGAUUUGAUCGCCAAGACCCCCGAGUUCAGUGACCUGCUGCGGUUGCCCAGCUGCCGAGAUAAGCCACACAACAUUCUCCCUAUUCGAUCCUGCAGCGGUUCUCUUCGGAGGCGUCACAGGAAGGAAGGAGGACGAAUUGCAGCUUCCGAUCUUACCAAAUUCUACCUCCGGAAGAAGAGGAGCCUGCUGCCAUCUUCAAGUCACUUUGAGCUGGGGACUUCUUCAGGCAUUCCAUGUUUACCAGUAUCAGGGCUAUCAUGCAAGGCAUCAGCCUUGUUGGCAGAUAUUCUCGGUAAACUUCUCUAA